Messenger RNA from Leptosomus discolor (cuckoo roller), 512 nucleotides. Lineage: Eukaryota; Metazoa; Chordata; Aves; Leptosomiformes; Leptosomidae. The record is from RefSeq and is a predicted model, not a curated record.
GGACGGGGUGAAAUGGCAGCCUCUUCCUCAUCCUCUUCAGCUGGCGGAGUCAGCGGCAGCUCUGUAACAGGAUCGGGGUUCAGUGUUUCGGACCUGCCAUCGCCCCGAAAAGCCCUCUUCACUUACCCCAAAGGAGCUGGGGAGGUGCUGGAAGAUGGCUCCGAAAGAUUCCUUUGUGAAUCUGUCUUCAGCUAUCAGGUUGCGUCUACAUUAAAGCAAGUGAAACACGAUCAGCAAGUCGCACGGAUGGAAAAACUAGCCGGUCUGGUGGAAGAGCUGGAGGCAGAUGAGUGGAGGUACAAGCCAAUAGAGCAGCUCCUGGGAUUCACUCCCUCCUCGGGCUGAGCAUGUCUGGAUCACUGCUGUCAAGGAGCAGAAGAAAAACAUUCUCUGGCUUGGCUUCAAAACACACCCCCAUUUAUCAGGAUGCUGACAGCUGCAUCGGCAGGACUCGGCUUUUGUUUUUGGUGAGAGUGGGGAUCCCCCAUAAAGCUGCCAAUAAAUGGAAAUGA